UGUGGUUGGCGAGCAUAAGGAAUGGUUGAGACUCGAAAUGGAGCUGGAUGUAGUACAGGCAAAUGAAUUAGUGGAAGAACUUCCAAAUAGAAUUGUGGAAAGCAUCUUACAUGAACUAAGUAAGGAUAAUGCGUGGCAGAAAGUGGCAAAUAAACUGAAGGAAGGAGGUGAAAAUAUAAUGAGUACCAAAUAUAAGAUGAAUAACUUCUCCCCUGAAAGAGAGCUCCUCACUAAUCUCAUGAACAAAUAUCCUUUGAAAGUGAAAACGCUUCAGAUUAUCCUGGAACAAUGUCAGAUAUAUGGUGCUUUAAGAAUUAUAAAUACUAAUGAUCCAGCAGAAAUCCUGGAACCAAAAGAAGACAAACUCUACCUUGUGCCUUUAGGUGGGAAUUUGACAUUGCAUGUGAAAGUAAAUGGGUCUCCCUUUCCUGAAAUUCAGUGGUGCUUUAAUGGCAACCCUUUGAUAGGGAAGACUUUCCCUCUACUGAUGCUGGAAAAUAUCAGCCUGAGAGAUGUAGGAGAAUAUACCUGCAAGAUCAAGCAGGGCCUGAGAGCAGAACUGACUUCAGCUAAGUGCAUCGUGAAACUGGAGGACACACCUCCCAGAAUUUCCACGGACCUCAAUGAUGUACAUAUAAAAACAAGUGAAGAUUUGACUUUGUCCUUUGAGGCAAUUGGAUAUCCUGAACCCAAGACCUUCAGAUGGUUUAAAAAUGGAAACAACUUUAGAGUAACAGAGUAUCCACAACUAAUAAUAAGAGGUGCAGAUGUCAAUAAUGCUGGUGAAUACCGCUGUGAGGCUUCCAAUCCACUGGGAAGCUGCACCACAAGGACAGCUGUUGUGAAGGUUCAGGACUCCAUCAUGAUGUGUUCAGAAGAAAUUCAAAUAAUUCAGCAGCCGACAGCAAGUGAAGUGUAUUAUGCUGGUGACUGGAUGUACCUCACCUGUAAAGUUCAUUAUUGUAAAGAUGUGAAGUUUGUUUGUUUCCUUAAUAAUAAAGUACUUACAGGAAACGAUGAUGUUGUUCUCACCACAUCAUCUUCAGGAAAUCAGCACUCUUGUAUACUAAUAUAUCAUAUGACUGAAGAACAAGUGGAGAAAGAAAAUGUCAAACAGUUAUGUUUCAAAUUUGGAAUUAAUGGUCAGGUGAUGUCUGAUGAUGUCAGAGUGGAAGUGAAGACAAGAACUAUUAAGAAAACUCUAACAGCAAGAAACAAAUGGGCAUUACUGAUUGGAAAUUCUCGCUAUCAAGAACUGGAUGAACUUCCUGCUUCAAGAAAGGAUAUCCAUAUGCUGAAGAAGAACUUCAAGAAAUUAGGAUUUAGAGUGUUUAUGUUCAAUGAUUUAAAAAGGUCUGGAAUCCAGAAUGCUGUAAAGAAAUUUGUAUCAUUCGUACAAGAAGGAGACUAUGUUUCAUUCUAUUAUGCUGGACAUGGUGUCCAUAACAAUGGGCAAGACUACAUUAUUCCUGUGGAUGCUGGAAUGAAACAUAUAUCAAGACCACAAAAUGUUUGUCUUCCGGAGCAGUACAUACCUUUUGAUGAGUGCAUAUCCCAUGUGUGGAUAGCAAAUGUCCUGCAGAAACAUGAACCAGCUCUCAUAUUUUCAAUAUAUGAUAGUUGCCGGAGGAUGAAGCAAAAGUUUGAAAAAUAUCAAUCAAAUUCAUCAGAAGAUAGUUACCAGAUUGCAUCCAAAAAUUCCUUCACCUUAUUUGCUACAUCAGAGAAUUAUGAAGCUUUUGAAAGAGAAGAGGUGGAUACUUCGUGUCUUAUUGACACAUUGCUAAGCAUCAUGACUCACAAGAUAUCAGUUCAGAAACUUUCAAACAAAGUAUUGGAGAGAUUUGAUUCCCUGGGAGAAACAAAAGGUAAACAAGUGCCCAAAGUCUGUGGUGACUUGGCACAGUCUCGGUCACUAGCCGACCCUUCUCACCCACGAGGAAUUGAUGAAUCAGAAUGUGGUGUUCUUAAGAAGUGGGAACAGUUUGCAAGUGGUAGAGGGAGAAUACAACACAUUAUUUCAUUGGGAGAUACAAAAAUAGAGGAGAGUAUUUAUUGGAAUAUUGAACCAUGUGAAGAUGGGGUUACGUGGAUCAUCACCAAUUCUUUGCCAUUGACCAUAAACUUAUCCCAUACAUCCUCUAACAUGCAGGAAAUAAAUGUCCACAUAAAAUUGAACACUGAACUAAAGUUAUUGCAGGACUCUCGGAAGCUAAAUGGUAGUCUGACUGUGCAGUUCUUAGUUCAUGAUCUUCAAGAGUUGAAGGAUCACAUACAACUAGAACUUUACUUCACCUAUAAAGGACAGCAGUAUAAGCAAGAAAUGCUUGUGGAAACUCCAGCAAUCUCUCAACAGUUCUAUAGAGGCAAUCAAAUAGACUAAAUCUUACAAGCAUGUACUCAAAAUAGAAGGAAAAGUGUAAGGAUCUCCAGAGGGUAUAUAAUGAAAGGUAAAAUGGUGAUUAUCAAGGCAAAUGUACUAAAACUAUGAAAAGCAAUAAUUUUACAUUAUAAAGAAUAUCAUCACUUGUGUGAUGAGAAAAUACGAACAGAACUAAUGUUUCAAGAUGGACAAGAUGUCAUUUGAAUUUCUAUUCAAACAAAUUUGUAAGAGUACCUACUUAAUACACUUUUCUUUUUUGACAAACACUGUAUUUUCAUUCCAAAUUGAAUUUAUAAAUCAGUACUAUUACUACAAUU
Portunus trituberculatus (swimming crab) is the source of this 2700-nucleotide messenger RNA. Its product is annotated as mucosa-associated lymphoid tissue lymphoma translocation protein 1-like. NCBI's taxonomy places the organism in Eukaryota, Metazoa, Arthropoda, Malacostraca, Decapoda, Portunidae. Gene Ontology annotation, molecular function: cysteine-type endopeptidase activity. The transcript is spliced from 17 exons. Gene Ontology annotation, biological process: proteolysis. The record is from RefSeq and is a predicted model, not a curated record. The coding region runs from base 38 to 2383 and encodes 781 amino acids.